UUUCACCAAACCACACAAUGAUUACUUUAAGAUAUUACAGACAUUACAGCUUCAUUUUCUGUUACAGCAAAAACUCCAACUGGCCUGCGGUUUAUUGGGGGGAGUCAGCGCCUGAGGCGUCCUUUAUAAAAUAACCUCUUGUCAAGAGUAGCAGCAGUCUCAUUUUGAAAGCAUCUUACAGAUGGAGCUAUACAGAUACAGCCAAAGAGCAUUUGCAUGACAUAAUCCACUACACAACAACAUUUAAAAACAUCAUUAAUGUGUCAGUCUAUCAAUUUAAUGAAGAAGAUCUUGAUGAUUAUAUGAAGAAGAUGAACCGAAGAUACAGUGUACUGCUUUCAGUUUUAAUCUGUCAGGUUUAUACCAUGCUGGCUCAGGAAUGUGCCAGUAAACAGGAACUAAAGAGCUCAAUUCAACAAGUUCAUAGACGUCUUUCAGCGCAGGAAGCCUCAUAUCUGCAGAGUCUUCGUACUCUGAGGAAGAAACUCAAUCUACUGCUGUACAGUGUUGCUCACCUGCCUGCUAAACCAAAGAACUUCACUUGCCCAAACCUGGAUACUCCAGUCAAUGGCAGAAAGCUGGGGAAAAUUCUGCUCCCUGGUCAUGAUGUUCACUUUCUGUGUGACAUGGGCUAUGAGCUAGUGGGCUCAGAGACUCGGCAGUGUAAAGAUUCACUCAGCUGGACGGGUCAACAACCAAUCUGCAAAGAUAUCAAUGAGUGUCUUUCUUCACCUUGUGCUAAUGGAGGAACCUGUACUGAUGAGGUCAAUGCAUUCAGCUGUGUCUGUCUCCGUGGCUGGGCUGGACCCACCUGCCAGUCUCCAACACCAACAUUUUUUGUUUCUAUAACCAACACAUCCUCUGCCAGCACUGGAGCUGUGUCCACCUCCUCCUUUCCUUUGACUCAGUCUGCUUUCACCUUGAAGUCUAAAUGUAGCCAGGUGCAGGGUACCACCCUCUGCACCUGUGAGCCGGGCUACACCAUCUCAGGACGUGAUAACAGCAUCUGCACGGACAUUGAUGAGUGUAAAUUGUUCCACAAUGGUCAGGCCGGCCGUUUGUGUUUACACUCAUGUGUUAACACUCCUGGUGGCCAUCGAUGCACUUGUCCUGUUGGUUACAUUGAGACACAAGAUGGGCGUAGCUGCAAAGAUACUGAUGAGUGCAGUACCAGACAAAACAACUGCAACCGUGAUCAGCUCUGCAUCAACACAUAUGGAGGCUUUCAGUGCGUUAAGGUGGAGUGUCCACACAUACGGAACGCCACCUAUGUAAAAACUUCUCCAGUGCGCUGUGAGCGGAACCCAUGUCCUGUGGACAGCACGUCUUGCUCUCAGGCACCAAACUCUGUGUCGUACCAUCACAUGUCUGUGGUGUCUAAUCUGUCCAUUCCACGGGUCAUGUUCCGCAUGUCUGCUGUCAGAAUGAUCGGAGACACGCUUCGGUUCGCAUUAUUGGGAGGCCGAAAUCGCCAUUAUUUCACAAUAAAACGCUCCGAUCGUCAAACUGGUGAACUGUUGCUGGUUAGUCCUGUUCAGGGUCCCGUUACGCUGGAAGUUGAGAUGGAGAUGACUGAAUUGGAGAGGAGAGAACUGCUGGGACGCUACAUCACCAGAAUUACCAUUUUUGUCUCUCAAUAUGAGUUUUAGAGGCCGCACAUAUUGGUCUUCUCAAGGUAUUCAUACAAAAGUGUUUUAUUUCAGCAAUACAACAUUAGCAAGAGUGCUGUUGUCCUGAAUGUUACCUACAGAACAACAGCACUCUUUCUCGUGUCAUAUUGCUGGAAAACCUUUAGAAGUCCAAAGAUAUUCAGAACAACAGCCCGAUUGUGAGUGUGAUGUUGCUUUUCUACAACAAAUCAAAAAACAUAAAUGUUAAUAUCAAGUAAUGUUCAUUUCAGACAAAAUUGGAGCAGUUGGUUUAUGUCGAGUAUUGUCACAGAGCAAUGCACAGACUGAUCGCCUGUAUGGAAGUGAACACAGAACACACUUAUACAUUUUCAGUUCAUGGUUUUCAAAAAAAUGAUACUUUAGAACUCAUUUUUAAAAGUCUCAAUUUUCGGACGAAUUAUUGAGAAAAUCAUACUCAAUAUCAGUUUAUAGUGCUUAGAGCAUAAAUAUAUUUGUUGUAUAUCUAUUUGGACAGAUUUAUAAUAUAAAACAACAUGAAUAAAAUGAAAGGGACCACAAUUACCAUGUCUGUUCUUUAGAGUGACUAGAGGAUGUUCAACUGAGCUAAUAUAAAUGCUAGCUUGGACAAAUAAAUGGUGAGGUACUUUAUUUCAAAUUGUAAGGUUUAUAUGUUUCAUCAAUCAUCGUAUUGAUGUCUUCAAUUUCUUAAUAAGUUAAAUGUAAUGGGAAUUAAUAUAAUGUGUUAUUGAUGCUACAGCAGUGCUCCAAUUGUCAAAUCCAAAUGUUUGGAUAUAGUUUCUUAAAAAACAAUGAAAGAAAAAUUGUCAUUUUUAUUCUUGAAAAUUAACCAAACAUUUGUACAAUUUAUGAUAUAAAUACAGUUAAAAAGAAUGGAGGGAUUGUCCUUCUAAUAUACAAUUGAGCCUGUUUUUUGUGACUAAUAUCGAAAAGAACUCAACGGGUACAAGCCAAGUGUAAUGUGCACACCUGAUCUCUUGAGCGUUGUCAAUGGUUGUCAUUUCUGCCCAUAGAUCAAUUCUUAUUGUGACUAUAUAAAACGCUGCUAGAACUGAUGGCUACAUUCAAACAAAUCCAAUACAUUCAUUAUGGAUGAAUAAACAUCAGUUGUUCUCUUCAUGUAUAUUUCCUGUUGCGUGUUUAUGUAAAACAUCUGGGUCUAUUGCUGUAAUGAGAAUUCAAUGUUUUGCACUACGGUAAUGAGAAGGAAAUGUUUUGGUGUGAUUCACCCUUAUUGCAAUGAUCGUUUGGUAUCAUAUGUAUCAUGCUAACACAUUCUGACCUUUAUUGUACAAAUGAACCAUCAUCCAAAAAGGCUCAAAAUAAGGUGCUUUUGAUUAAUAAAUUGUAUACAAUGUGCAAUUCUUAGUGUAUUAAUAUGUGUAUCUAAAUAUAUAUACAACUUGUAAAUUAUGAAAAAUAAAUUCUGACUGUAUGCUUUCAAAUAAAUCUUCAACAUAGUUAAACAGAUAGAGUGGAACAUGAGCUGAACAUCUCAACACUAUUUCACAAAUGUGUACAUAUUAGCAACACAUCACAUGACCCAGACAAUGACUUUCCUUUUCCAUUAUAAAUAGAGCCAUUUCAAAAAAUACAUUUACCAAAAUUUACCAGUCCCAUUUAAUGUGAACACAAUUUACACUUAUGUGCUUCAAAUCACACAGGCCCAAACCUCUCGUGAACUGCUGCAAGGCACUUUAUAAAAAUCACCCAUAUUAUCAGUCCUAUUUCAAUAAACAUCAGAUAUAUAUUGCAUCCCCUCAUUAUCUCCUCAUUUAGUAUCGUUUGUUUUACACAACCUCAAACAGACAGUCAAGCUGAUGUCUGUAUAAACCUACAUCCCUUUUUUUUGAAACCAUGACAACUAGAAUAAUGAAGCAACUUAUUAUUCAAUAAGACAUUAUUGCACUAUUACACUAUUAUAUGUUUUAGAAAUUCAUCAACCGUUCAAACAAAAGACGGUAAAUGUCACAUAAUGAGUUACUCACUGGACACAAAUCUCCAGGACUCGAUGGAGUGGACUGUGCAAAACUCUGAAAUUGGAGCUCUUGUGCCUCUGGUUUGUAGAUUUGAUUCAGCGGACU
Xyrauchen texanus (razorback sucker) is the source of this 3733-nucleotide messenger RNA. Its product is annotated as fibulin-7. The record is from RefSeq and is a predicted model, not a curated record. The coding region runs from base 303 to 1649 and encodes 448 amino acids. Lineage: Eukaryota; Metazoa; Chordata; Actinopteri; Cypriniformes; Catostomidae. Gene Ontology annotation, molecular function: calcium ion binding. The transcript has 8 exons.